Molecule: messenger RNA, 8086 nt
Organism: Aureobasidium pullulans EXF-150
Lineage: Eukaryota; Fungi; Ascomycota; Dothideomycetes; Dothideales; Saccotheciaceae
Product: putative HEAT repeat protein
Exons: 1
Coding region: 13-7944 (2643 amino acids)
Cellular component (GO): nucleolus; small-subunit processome; 90S preribosome
Source: RefSeq, a predicted model, not a curated record
CACAACUACGACAUGGCGGGAAUGUCGAGGGGAACCGCUUCAAAUGGGCCCAAGUCGGCCAAGGCGGCCACUCAGGUCGUCAAAACACAAAGAAAGAAGAAGUCGACACCCUCAAGUCGGCGGCACCAUUUCGAAGGUUUCGCCCAGAGGAUCUCCAAGAUGAAGAUUGAUCCUAUCCGUCGCACUCGUCGCGGAGUAGGAGCUGAAGGCAGCCACGAGCUGGAAGGAGAGUCGUCGUACUUCCGUACUGCACUGGACGAAUGGAAGGACCUCAACCUGUCCGAGAACUUCUCGACCUUCGCCAAACAUGUCUACAACAUCUCCGACACUCUGCCUAUGGUCCUCUUCCACGAGGAGGCUAUCAUGGACAACCUUAUCACAUAUAUCGAGAAGGGAGAUGUCAUGUCCCUCGAACCGCUGCUCGCACUACUCUCACACUACGCACACGACCUCGACGUCCGCUUCGAGAAGCACUUUCAGAGAGCUGUCGCAACCGUCGCACAAGUCGCUGCCACUCAUGCUGAGCCUGAGGUCGUCGAAUGGGCCUUCACCUGCCUCGCGUGGCUCUUCAAGUACCUCUCGCGCCUAUUAGUACCCGAUCUCAGACCGCUCUACGAUCUCCUAUCGCCAUACCUGGGAAAGCAGAAGCAGAAGCCAUACGUUAUUCGAUUCGCUGCCGAAGCAAUGAGUUUCUUGGUCAGAAAAGCUGGAACCACAUAUCAUAAGAGCAAAGAACCCUUGGACACAAUUGUCGAGCACAUGUUGAACGACUUUGCUUCAAAUGAGACUGCGUCAGACGACUUGUACUCUCAGGGUUUGAUGACUCUGUUCACCGAGUCCAUCAAAGGUGUACAGGGGACGCUGCAUUCAGGAGGAAACACUGUUCUGCAAUGUCUGACCAGAUUCUGCUUUAAUGCUAACCAUUCAGAGUUUCUCAAGAGCAGGUCGCUCCAAAUCCUGAGGGGUUCGCUGAUCAGUGUUGUACAUCAUACCACCCCGGAAACUUUCGAAUCCGUCCAGGACGCCAUCUUCGAGUUUACUGACCCAAAUGACGAGGGCGCAGCAGAGAACCUGGAUGCAGCAAACACUCUACUUUUCACAGCCGCAUCCGUCCGUAAAGGAAGCAGAAUUUCGGAUUGGCCAACUUAUGUCAAGCGCGUUACGACCAUGAUCAAGAAAGCCGACAAGGCAUCUAAGGAAAUCGACUCAGACACUUUGACUGCACUUCUUAACACGCUGGCCGUGGUACUUAAUUAUGGACCCUUUGACGCAGUCCUUCAGGAGCUUGCAAUCCUUGAUACCAUUGGCCGUGGUAAAUGGAUUGGCCACUUCCUUCCUUUCUGUAAUAUCUUCGCCGAACUCAACCAAGAGCGCUUCCAGAGUUUCGUCUUGCCCAUCUUCCAAAAGUUCAUUGUCAACCACUGGAAGGAGAACGAGAUGGCUCUUUGCGCAAUGCUCCCUUCUCUAUCCCGCAAGAACACAUUUGCCAAGACACCUCUACAAUGUCCCCUAGAAUGGCAAAAGGUCAUGCUACAGCGUCUGAAGAAAGCUCAAGGGAAAUCGGCGCUGAAAGAUGAUGAGACCCUCCACAUGAGUAAUGGCCAUUUGGCGGUGUUGAGGAUAUCUCAGGGAGACUCAGAAACUCGCAAAUUGAUUGCAGCCAGUAUUUUGCAACUGCUCAAGUCUGCCGCGAAAUCGACGUCCACCGAAAUUGGAGGUUGGGAUUUGUUCGCUUUAGGUCAAGGAUUCCAAUACAUCUCGGACGAAUUCAGCGAAAGUCUACAGGACAAGCAACUUGCCGAAGCUUUGUGCUCUGCUUCUACACGGUGCAAGAAGUUGGUGCCCUACUGGACUGCUUUGAACUCCGUCCUGCAGAAAGCCGAUAUUGCCUUCACCGGAGAGCAGAUGGACUCUCUUAUCGCCAAUCUGAUAGACUGCUUGAAGACGCCCAGUCAUGAUCUUAGACUUUCUGGACUGCGGAUAUUGCAGACAAUUUAUGAGAAGAGGCAGCAAGAGGUCCCUGAUCUACUGACAUAUGCUCUUUCAAUCGAAGACACACCUCCAAGUGUGCAAACAGCCCGUUUCAUCUCCUCACAGAUUCGUCGACUAGCUCUCGGAUAUCCCGAUGUUCUCUCGGACCCGGUUUUGGCGAAGGCUAUUCCCACAUACUGUUUUGGUCUUCUACACAUUCACCUCGCACAGGCAUGGGAAGAUUCUAUCGCAGCACUCAAAGAGAUGACCGAACAUGGAAAUGCGGAGGAAAUCAUCACGACCACCAUCACACAAUGGCUCCAGGGCCAGGCUGAUAUGGAAGGCGGCGCUUCGCCAGCAGAAACAGCACCGGACAGGAGCAUUAGCCACGUCAGCUCCGACUUCGAGUGUUCCAACAUGAAUCAGAUCGAGAGAGAUAUUGAGAUCUCAGAGUCUCUGUUCGCGGAUCUGCAUCAAGGCAUCGAAAACCAGUUCAAACGAGACCACGUUCAAAGAGCAGCAGCUUCUCUUUCUGAACGAUCACAAGCACUGCGCGCACUGAACUCAAUGCCACAGUUGGCAGAGAAGCGAUCGCGUCUAUUGGUACCUGUCUUACUCGAAUGGGUAGGUGACGAGAGCGAAGCGCAGGAAGAAGAAGAGACCGGGAGCACUCGCCAUUGGGGACGCAAAGAUCAGAAAGCUAUGCUCGGCGUCUUUGCACAGUUCCAAAAUCCUAGAGUUCUGUUCAAGGCAACUGAGGUCUACCAAGCUCUGCUCAACCUCCUCACGAACGGUGACAACGAAAUUCAAAAGUCGACCCUCAAAGCCAUCCUUGCUUGGAAAACUCCCAGUGUCAUCAGAUACCAGGAGCACUUGCUCAAUUUCCUGGAUGACGCAAGAUUUAGAGAAGAGGUUUCUGUCUUCCUUCGUCUUGAGGAAGAGGGGGAUGCCAUCCGCAGUGCCGAUUGCCAAGACUUGAUGCCAGUUCUGUUGCGCAUACUUUAUGGUAAAGCAGUGACGAGAGCUGGUUCGGCAAGUGGUAAGCGUGGACAGCAAACUCGUCGCAAGGCCAUCUUUGUUGCUCUAGCUCGCUUCCCUGCAGAGAUUAUCGGACAGUUCUUGAGUAUUUCACUUGGCUCUCUGGCGACCAUGGAACCCAUCCAGGAUGGAAAUCUGAACCAAUCAGCCGUGGAAAAAUUCAAUGUCGCUCCAAGAAAGCAAGUUGGUCUCCUCAAUAUGCUCGAUGAUAUGGUGCACACUCUCGGCAAUAGACUGGACCGUUAUGCUACAAAGAUUGCUGAUGCAGUUCUACUCUGCCUGCUGAAAGCUUCAAAGUCGCAUACCGAUUCUAUCGAUGUCGACGAGGAGACGCCUGUCGAGGCUGAAUCUCAGACUUCCCUCGACCGCUCUAUUCGCCAGGCUGGUUUUCACUGUUUGAUUCAAGUAUUCUCAACAUGUACUGAGGUGGCAUGGUACAACUACGCCAAGGUUGUCAUGAGUGAACUCGUUGGUCCCCGCUUGGAGAAACUCCCCAUCGAGACCGCACAAUCCGUCUCUGCCUUCCUGCGUCUCUUCUCGACCUGGGCAAGCUCAUUGUCCACCUGCAACUUCUUGACUGACUUCUAUCCGCAAACGCUCAAUGCAGUGGCAGACUGUCUUGUCGUGCCCAGCGCAAAGAACGAGGUCAAGUCGUUCAUCAUUGAGCAUAUCAUCGGACGUCUGUUAGACACUAUCCAGCCACGCCGAUUGAAGGAUGUCGACAUGAACAUUGACAUGACCGAAGAGCAGGACCAAGCACGUGCAUCCAUUCUGGGCCCGAGAGCCAGUUUGUUUGUUGUCAGACUUGGUGCUGUCUUGAGACAGAGCCCUCCCAAGGACAUUCUUGACUCGAGUGUUUUGUGCGUAUCGCGUCUUGCGCCGCUUGUAACUGGUGUCGAGAAUAUUCGUGAUGUUGUCGAUGUCUCAAUCUUCCUGCUUGGGCAGCCCUCGAAGAUCGUCCACUUUACUACUAAGCGCGAUCUUCUGCAAACUCUGUUCCAUCUCAUUCCUGGAGCCGAUCUCAACAAGGAUGAGAAGCGCUUCAACCAAGUCUAUACCACACUCUGCCCGCUGUUUGGAUAUUUCAAGGACCGAGAAAGUCGCGAACUUCUUGCUGCUGUUGUGAAACAGUUGGCUGAUGAGAAAAAGGAGCUCUCAUACGUCGCUUCUUUGUGCGAAGACCUGAACUCAUUCUCGACAUCAAGACUCGAUGAGCCAGACUUUGAGCGCCGUGCCAUCGCGUUCAGCACCAUUAAUGAGGAGAAGUACUCUACCUUCACUGCUAUGCAAUGGCAGCCCCUCGUUUACAGCAUGUUGUAUUUCGUUAGAGACAACGACGAACUUGCCAUCAGAACCAGUGCUUCUUACAGUCUGAGAAGAUUCAUCGAAGUAGCAAGCGUCAAUGGCAACUUCAAGAACGAUGACUUCAAGCAACUCACCAUCUCUGGCCUCUUCAACGGUCUGCAGGGUGGUAUGCGCGAUCCCUCAGAGUUGGUUAGAUCUGAGUACCUUCAGAUCUUGGCUCAUAUGAUCAAAUAUUUCUCAGCCUGGGACGCCGUCAAUGACAUGGCUACUCUGCUUGUCGAGGGCGACGAGGAAGCCUCUUUCUUCAACAAUAUCUUGCACAUUCAGCAGCAUCGCAGACUUCGUGCUCUGAGAAGAUUGUCCGAGGAAGCACACGCUGGUGUUAUCUCAAGCAACAACGUCAGCUUGUUCUUCAUUCCUCUGCUCGAGCAUUUCAUCUUCGAUCCUGCUGGUGACGACAGUUCUCACAACUUGUCUGCCGAGACCAUCAACACUGUCGGAGCUCUCUCUGGGUGUCUGGACUGGCAGCUGUACAGGUCGACUUUGAGGAGAUUCGUCAGUUAUAUUCAGAGCAAACAAGAGCUGCAAAAGAUCGUGCUUAGAAUUGUCAGUCGUGUGAUUGAUGCCCUGGACCGAGCUUCUGAGUCCAUCCGUAAGAAGGACACCGGUAUGGAGAUUGAUGGCGAGAGCGAAUCAAUCAAUGGUGCUCCGGCGCUAAGCCCGCUUGCUGCAACUCUGCCUUCUGAAGACAAAUUGUCCAACGAGAUCAACAAGCAGCUCUUGCCGCCGCUGACCUCGUUCUUGCAUCUCAAGGACGAGUCAACCGUCAGUCUGCGUGUACCCGUAGGUGUCGCUGUGGUCAAGCUCAUUCGCGUCCUUCCUGUCGCUGAGCAUGCCUUGAGACUCCCCACUGUACUCAUGGACUUGUGCCACGUCCUUAGAAGUAAAGCAGCCGAGGCCAGAGAUAUGACCAGAAAGACUCUUUCCGAGAUCACUGGUAUCCUUGGGCCAUCCUACUUCCAGUUUGUUAUCAAGGAGCUGCGCAGCGCUCUGCAGCGUGGUUACCAGCUUCAUGUCAUGUCUUUCACCAUGCAUUCUAUCUUGGUCGACAACAUCGAGUCCCUGGAGGCUGGUGACCUUGAUCAUUGUAUCAACGACAUGAUCGCCGUCGUCAUGGAUGAUAUCUUCGGUGUUGCAGGUCAAGAGAAGGAUGCUGAAGAAUACAUCAGCAAGAUGAAGGAAGUGAAGAGCAGCAAGAGUUACGACUCUGCUGAGCUCAUCGCCAAGAUCACAACCACAUCUCAUCUUGGUGAGCUGAUUAGACCCGUCCAGUCUCUCUUGCUCGAGAAGCUGGAUCUGAAGACCGUCAAGAAAAUUGAUGAACUUCUCCGCCGCAUUGGUCUGGGGACUAGUCAGAACUUGUCAGUCAAGGACAGAGACAUUCUCGUCUUUGGCUAUGAGAUCAUCCAGAAGGUGUAUGCCGCCACUGCUGCUGCCAAGACUCGCCCUGUCAUGGAGGAUUACAAGAUCAGAAAGUAUCUCAUCCAGAUGCAGAGUGCCAACAAGUCCGGCAAGAAGGGAGCAACCAGCUCGUACAUCUUCAAGCUUACCAGAUUCGCUCUUGAUCUUGUUCGCGCAGUCUUGCAGAAGCAUGAUGAGCUCAAGACUCCGGCAAACCUUGCUGGCUUUUUGCCUAUUCUUGGUGAUGCUCUGAUUGGUGGUCAAGAGGAAGUUCAAAUGGCAUCUGUCCGUCUGCUCACAUCCAUCAUCAGAGUGCCUGCUCCGCAGAUCGUGGCCAACGGACCAGUCUACGCUGGAGAAGCAGUCAAGAUCCUCAGGGCUGCGCCCUCGAUGAUCACCGAAUUGGCUCAGUCUUCUUUGAAGCUGAUUUCAGCCAUUCUUCGUGAUAGACCUGACAUCAAAAUCAAGGAGAAUGACAUGGCCUUUGUGCUCAAGAGAAUUAAGCCCGAUCUCGAAGAGCCCGAUCGUCAAGGCGUCAUAUUUAACUUCUUGAAGGCUGUUGUGGCACGCAAGAUCAUCAUCACUGAGGUGUACGAGGUGAUGGAUUCGGUUGCUGCUAUUAUGGUCACCAACCAGACCCGCUCUGCUAGAGAUCUUUCUCGUGGUGUGUACUUCGCUUUCAUGAUGGAAUACCCUCAAGCAGGCGCCCGUUUGAACAAGCAGAUUGCCUUCUUGGUGCAGAACCUUGAGUACAAGUAUGUCGAAGGAAGACAAUCUGUCCUUGAGUUGCUGCAUUUGCUUCUGGCCAAGACACAAGGUGAUCUUGUCCAAGAGCUGUCAAGCAUGUUGUUCGUACCACUGGUCAUGAUGAUGGUCAACGACGACUCACCCGAAUGUCGCGAGAUGGCCGGCGCAUUGAUCAGCAAACUUCUUGAACGCGCUGAUGAAGAACGCACAAAGAACUUCGUCACUCUGAUGCGCACAUGGUUGGAGCAGGACGAACAAUUGCUGCUUCGCCGCAUUGCUCUGCAGUGCUGGACCAUCUACAUUGGUCACGGCAAGGCAACUGCCAAGGAGACUUCCUUCCUGUUCAAGCAGGUAUCUAAGCUUCUGAACCCUGACGAUGUUGAAUCUGAAGACUGGGAGUUGCUGUACUACGCUCUCCAGGCUUUCGCAAAGAUGGCCGAGAUGGCACCUUCCACUUCUCUGGCACCUGCCGCCAAGGCUUCUUGGACCAACAUCUUCAAGUGUCUUGUCUUCCCUCACGCAUGGGUCAAGCUUUCUUCCGAUCGCCUCAUCGGCCUGCUUUUCGCCGACAUGGGCAACUGUGCUUCCAAGACUGAAGAGGGACUUGGUGCUCUGCCUUUGUACACCAACAGCAAGAUGGAGAUUACUACCAAGGAGCUUCACGAGCUCUGCGCUGCUGGUCUCAGAACUCUGCGCUUCAGCAACGUCAGCGAGCAAUUGGUCGGUCAGACUGUGCGUAACCUGAUCUUCCUUGGUCGCUGCUAUAGCGCGGAUAACGUCGACUGGGAACACCCCACUCCCUUCACCAGAAACGGCGUCGCCGUCUCAGUAAACGCCGAAGAAGAGGACGAGGAAGAGGAAGAAGACGAGACCGCUGAUGCCGAUGAUGAUGAAGAGCAAACCGACAACGCAACUCCCACAACAGCACUACACCACCUGCUAUCGCGCAUGUCAGCUCUCAUCCGUCGCGACGAUGGCGCUCCCACAGCCUCCGUGCUCUCCGCCAAAACCGGCGCCCUCCAAGCCAUUGCCUCUCUCUGCAACAUCCUCCCCUCUGAAAACAUCACUCCCUCCCUCUCCGCCAUCCUCACACCCAUCUACCUCCUCACCGACGCCUCCAUCGCCGCCCCUCGCCUCGCAACCGAGUCCCUCCAAAAAGCAUACCAAGACCUCAAGGCCCUUGCCACAGAAGUCGCCUCUCUGCUUCAGAAGAAGUUGGGCAGCACAGAAUACGUAGUUGCCAUGAGAGGAGUGCAAGAAAAGGUCAGAGGCAAGAGAGAAGAGAGAAGACGCAAGAGAAGAAUCGAAGCCGUCAGUGCACCUGUCAAGUACGCGGCUGACAAGAGGAGGAAGCACGAUAUCACCAAGAUGAAGAGGAAGGAGAAGAGUGCCGAGGCUAGGGGUAAGAGAAGAGGUUGGUAGUCGAUGUCGCCACCUCUUUUCUAUCUUCUUUUUCUUCAGUUGCAGUUGCUUGUGCUUUCCAUAUGCAUAGUGUUAGGAGUUUCAUGGGUCGUUUUUGUGGCAUAAAAGUAAGGUAGAUAUGGAGUCGGUGUCAAUAGAUGUA